Messenger RNA from Gasterosteus aculeatus aculeatus (three-spined stickleback), 1141 nucleotides. RefSeq names its product B-cell receptor-associated protein 29. Gene Ontology annotation, biological process: intracellular protein transport; endoplasmic reticulum to Golgi vesicle-mediated transport. Gene Ontology annotation, cellular component: endoplasmic reticulum; endoplasmic reticulum membrane. NCBI's taxonomy places the organism in Eukaryota, Metazoa, Chordata, Actinopteri, Perciformes, Gasterosteidae. The record is from RefSeq and is a predicted model, not a curated record.
UGAUCAGUUUAUGAACAUUAAACGAUCCAAAGUGCAAGACGGAUGAGGUCAACGACAGUGCAGAUUUCUUCCGGGCUGAAGCUCCUUAUAUGCUCGCCAGCAGCUGUUGUGGAUGUGUGUGAGCGCAUGCGUCUCUGCGCUCUCCUGUUCUUCCGAUCGCACAACUUUGUCUGGAAAUCGCAGUCACAAUGACCCUCCAAUGGACUGCUGUGGCUUUGUUCCUCUAUGCAGAGAUAGCAGUCAACCUGAUUUUGUGUAUUCCCUUCAUAUCAGCACGGAGAUGGCGUUCAGUUUUCAGCUGGAGAAUAUGGAAUUGGUUAUCUCCGUACUGGAACAAGUGCUUUUUCACCAUGAUCAUGGUUCUUAUUGUUCUGUUCCUCGAUGCUGUCCGUGAGGUGCACAAGUACUCAGGGCCUGAACCCAUGCAGGAUGCUAAGGUGAACCCAAAUGUGUACGACAAUGUGCACAUGAAGCUGUUCAGAGCCCAGAGGAACCUCUACAUAUCUGGCUUCUCUCUCUUCCUCUGGCUUAUCAUGCGUCGGAUAGUCACCUUGCUGAACCAGCUCGCUGUCACGGUGGAGAGCAGCGCGGGCCUUCAGGCUCAGAUGGACGGGGCUGUCAAAGCAGCCAAGAGGCACCAGGACGACAACUUGAAACUCACAAAAGCUCUCCUGGAUGAGGAAAAAUCCAUGUCAGUAAAGAAACAGCAAGUGAAGCUAGAAGCCGAGAAGCUGGCAGAUCAAGUGAAGGGUGCUGAAGAGGCUGUGCGCAAGUCUCAUGCUGAAGUGGAGGCCAUGAGGAGGCAGGCCAAAGGUUUGGCACAAGAGUAUGACAGACUACUGAGCGAACAUAUUCAGCUCCAGAAUCUCCAAAGUCCUGCAGACAAAAAGGAUCAGUAACCACAGCCACAGAGUGACAACUGUAUGAUUUCUCAUGACUCGAACACUGUGUGCCGUAUGCGGGGGCCAUUUCGAUUAAUCUUGACUUUUUAUUUGAUGAGAAUAAACAAACAGUAGGCUGUGUCCCAAUAAAAAGGAUAGUGUAAAGUUAUCACAUCCUUAAAACAUCUACUUACUAAAAGAUAUGCCAUUAAUUUAAAAUAUAAAUGUGUGAAUGCUGCAUAUUAAAAGUGUAAAAUGUU